Messenger RNA from Hibiscus syriacus, 1182 nucleotides. RefSeq names its product ATP-dependent Clp protease proteolytic subunit 5, chloroplastic-like. Gene Ontology annotation, molecular function: ATPase binding; serine-type endopeptidase activity; ATP-dependent peptidase activity. The transcript has 9 exons. The record is from RefSeq and is a predicted model, not a curated record. Gene Ontology annotation, biological process: protein quality control for misfolded or incompletely synthesized proteins. Lineage: Eukaryota; Viridiplantae; Streptophyta; Magnoliopsida; Malvales; Malvaceae. Gene Ontology annotation, cellular component: endopeptidase Clp complex. The coding region runs from base 34 to 1044 and encodes 336 amino acids.
AUCGCCGCCCCUAAGCCCUAGAAUUUGAGAUAAAUGAAACCCCCCAAAGUACACGCCUUUAUAUUUUCUGAAACAAGUGUUUUGGAUUUUGUUUCAAACCCAGUUCAGAGUUUCAGACAGGUAAAAAAAAAAAAAGUAGAUGAAAAUGUCGCACGCGUUUCGACGUCGUCGGUCUCAUCUCUUCGGUUGAGUUCUCUGUUAUUCUUGCCAAAUUCAAGCACCAAUCUUGAUUCUCAUAAGCCAUCUCUUCCUCUUCGUCCCAGGAAAUUGAAGAAGGUGGUUAGUAAUCAAAAUAAUGUAAUUAGUUUUCAGCCAAAGGCCGUUUACAACGGAGAGUUCUGGGCUCCGGAGACAAGCUCCCGACAGGGAAUUUGGUCGAUUAGGGAUGAUUUGAAACUGCCGUCGUCGCCUUACAUUCCUAUGAAUGCUCAAGGGCAGGGGCCGCCGCCGAUGGUGCAGGAGCGUUUUCAUAGUGUUGUUAGCCAACUUUUUCAACAUAGAAUAGUCCGUUGUGGUGGAGCUGUCGAUGAUGAUAUGGCUAACAUUAUUGUAGCUCAGCUUCUGUAUCUUGAUGCUGUCGAUCCUCAGAAGGACAUUGUCAUGUAUGUCAACUCUCCCGGAGGAUCAGUUACGGCUGGAAUGGCCAUAUUUGACACCAUGAGGCAUAUCCGACCUGAUGUCUCAACCGUGUGCGUUGGACUUGCUGCUAGCAUGGGAGCUUUUCUGCUUAGUGCGGGAACGAAAGGAAAACGAUACAGUUUACCUAAUUCAAGGAUAAUGAUACAUCAGCCUCUUGGUGGGGCUCAAGGAGGUCAAACCGAUAUCGAUAUCCAGUCAAAUGAAAUGCUGCACCAUAAGGCGAACUUAAAUGGGUAUCUCGCUUACCAUACUGGUCAAAGUUUGGAGCGGAUUAACCAGGAUACCGAUCGUGAUUUUUUCAUGAGCGCAAAAGAAGCAAAGGAAUAUGGACUUAUCGACGGUGUCAUAAUGAAUCUUCUUAAAGCUCUUCAGCCGCUAGCUCCUGCAGCUGAUAGUAACGAAUAGCCCAGUCGAUCUUCAGGUACUUCUACGAUCAAUGGCAUGGCUAUAUUGUAGAGAUAACUCGAAAUGAUUAUUCAAUUAUCUGAUCGUCUCGUCAAAUACGGGAUAAUCUUGAGAUGAAUUUGGAUGUUAGAACCAAAA